This is a messenger RNA of Manduca sexta (tobacco hornworm), 865 nucleotides long. RefSeq lists its product as uncharacterized. The coding region runs from base 46 to 849 and encodes 267 amino acids. The record is from RefSeq and is a predicted model, not a curated record. Lineage: Eukaryota; Metazoa; Arthropoda; Insecta; Lepidoptera; Sphingidae. The transcript has a single exon.
GAGCGGUGUAGUCGCUAGCCGGCAGUCGCAGCUCGCUCGUCAGCCAUGCCGGACGCAGAAACUAUCCUCCGUGACCUCCUCCACAAAGCGUUCGGCGGCGCGGACGUCCACGUGAAAGCGAUCACCAGCGGCGGCGCCAACUACACCUCCGCGCUCUACACCGUCACCGUGCCGCAGAAUGGACAGGCACUCAAACUAUUCGGUAAAGUCGCCAUCAUCGGCGAAAAGAUGAGAGCGGUCAUGAACGCCGAAAACCUCUACAGCACAGAGCAAUACAUUUACACCAAAAUACAGAAAGUAUUCCACGAAUUGCAAGAGAAACAUGACAUACCACAGAAAUACAGGUUUGUUUUCCCGAAAUUUUACGGAUGCACGGCUGAAUUAGGCUCCGAGACGAUACUGCUGGAAGAUCUGACCAUACGAGGGUUUGGAGCUUACGACAGACUACAAUCUGUGGAUUGGGAGCAUGCCGCGAGCUCUGUGACGGCGAUGGCGCGUUUCCAUGCGUUGUCGUUCGCGUACAAGAAUGAAUAUCCAGAAGAUUAUGAGGAAGCUACUAAAAGAUUAAUGCACAAAUAUGAUGCUCCGGAAGACGAGAGCUCCUUGAAAGUGUGGGAGAAGAUAAUUGGCGGGGCCUUGAGUGUAGUGGACGACGAGACAACUCGCGACAAGCUGGCGCGACUUCUCACCACGGAGAAUGCUUCCGAAGAAUUUGCUAAGUACAAAAUGCCUCUAAGUGUUGUGGUGUUGACGCACGGUGACUACAGGCCCAGUAACUUGCUGUUCAGGAGAGUGGUAAGUUAUUGCGAGUUUUAUGAUUAUUGUCUUCUAAUUUUUCGCCUGUGCUGAGCGAUCUAAAUGAAUU